Aphanomyces invadans is the source of this 2881-nucleotide messenger RNA. RefSeq names its product TKL protein kinase. Lineage: Eukaryota; Oomycota; Saprolegniomycetes; Saprolegniales; Verrucalvaceae. The record is from RefSeq and is a predicted model, not a curated record. Bases 56 to 1759 code for a protein of 567 amino acids. The transcript has 6 exons. Gene Ontology annotation, molecular function: protein kinase activity; ATP binding. Gene Ontology annotation, biological process: protein phosphorylation.
AAGUGGCGCAAUAGAUCAAGUGCAAAUUGUCGCUCCAGCGACGAAGAAGAUCGUGAUGCCGCCGACUACUUCCUUUGUUCUUGGUGCGUCCUUCCUGCUCAAGAUGGCGACGACUGUCGCGGUGGCAGACGACGCGCCCCACUGCGUUGCAUUGAAUCAGACGUACCAGACAAAGUUGGCAACCUGUCGGAACGAGUCGCCGACAAACUACUUGAGUGGGCGAACGUGGUGCGCCGUGCCAUCCUGUGCAGAUGCAAUCAAAGCCGCGGCACACCGAAAAGCUGAAGGGUGUGACAUCGAAUUGACAAGCUUGCCGCUAUCGUAUUGCACAGACCAGUGCCUGAAGGACCUCGAAGGGUACCAACGGCUCUACGGUUCGUGCAGCGAAGCAAACACCACGUUCCUUGUAGAAAAUUGCGUCAUGUGCCAGCGGAUGUUUCCUCAGUAUGCGUCGUUCCAGGAGUCAUGCCGAGUUGUGGCCACCUCGAACGACUCAUACGUUGCCAAUUUUUACAACGUCCUUGGCACCCAGUUCGACUAUUGCUUGAGGCAAUUCCCCACCGCCGGUUUAACGUUUCCAAGUCCCCGCAUUCCUGACCAGUCGUCGUCCAACAUCCCGGUCGGUUGGAUAGUCGGAGUGAUCGUUGUCGGUGCAGUAGUUGUCGCCGUGUCGGGAACUUUCAUCUACCGCCGCAAACGCCGCGGCAGUCCAGCUAGUUGCCAGCGCGAUACGUUGACAGUGACGACGUUGUCGAGAUGCCAGCCGUCCCACUCGCCCGCGAACGACGACGGACGACGGACAACGGCCGCAACACAGCCAUCGUUCCACGCCGCCGCCCAUCCAGACAUUCGUUUCGACCCAUACAUGAUUCGACACCGCAUUCCGCAGCAAGACAUUGUCCACGCGGCGUUGAUUGCGUCGGGGGGCUUUGGUGUUGUGUAUCGAGCGGCGGUAUUCGGUCGAGACGUUGCCAUGAAGCAAUUGGUGCCGUCGAAAGCGAAAGAUGCCAAGGCGGCAGCAGACUUUAUGCGAGAGAUUCGUCUGUGCGCUCGGCUCGACCACCCGAACAUUGUCCGAUUUGUCGGUGUGUCAUGGUCGACCCUGGUGGACAUGGCGGUCUUGACGGAAUACAUGCCACACGGAGAUGUCCGCCAACUGCUGGAAACGGAUCGGCAACACGUUGCAGCGAGGCAAUUCCAGUGGGUGUGGCCAGCAGCCGUGUGUCCAUCCAGAGUUCACACGACAAAGGCCAAAGUCGCGAGGGACGUCGCGAUGGCGCUGCGUUAUUUACAUGGGCUGGACCCUCCGAUCAUUCACCGCGACGUGAAAGCGAAAAAUGUUUUGCUCAGCAGCACGUACGAAGCCAAGUUGAGCGACUUUGGCAUUUCGCGAAUAAUCACGACGGUCGAUGAAACCAUGACGAGCAAUGUCGGCACGGUGGCAUGGAUUGCCCCCGAGAUCUUGUGUGGAGCGAGAUACUCGACCAAGGCAGACAUGUACAGCUUUGGUGCGUUGCUCUCGGAAAUGGAUACAAUGGAGACGCCGUAUUCGACCUCUGGCCACUCGGGUGAUGGCUUUUCGAAUGCGCGCAUCGCCCUGCUCGUGAGUCAAGGGCAACUCCAACCAGCCUUUACGAACGCGAUGCCUCGACCAUUACUCGAGAUGGCGCAACAGUGUCUGUCCUUUCGGGACGAAGCACGACCGUCGGCCGACGACGUUAUCCAAGUCCUCGAAUCGUAUCUCCAACACCCUGCCUAAGGCAAAAAUUUCCAACAGUUGACCGCGGGGACGGACGGGCGAGUUGUAAAUGGACUUGGAUGACACGGCGACCGCUUUCGUCGUCGUUGUGGCGUACGACAGGAGCUAUCGACGAAACACACCAACUUGUCGCUAGUCACGUAGUGGGGCCGCGGCAAUAUCAAGUGAAAGGGCUCCAUGAGCAACGGUGGAACGGCGCUUGGACCGAUCCAUCCUGACGGUUUGCUUACGGGGGAAUGCUGCACCACAUGACCACCGAGGCACCAUCGCUUGGUACACAAAGUCGUGUGGUUUCUCGAACGACAUGUCGUUGACAAGCUGCACUUGCGACGAGUGGUGUGCACUCGUUCCACGUGGAGAGUGCAUCCCCCGACAGGCAACGCAUCGAGGUUUGUCGAUAUGGCGACCUCGAUAUUCGCGCGGACAAGUGUUUCACCGCCGCUAUGAGACCCAUACCUCCGACCCAUUCUUCAUCUGGGACGACGACUGUUUGACGCCAAGGUGUCGCACGUUCCGAUGCUUGAAUACGACAUGGGAGCGCCUAUGUGGACGUGCCUCGUUGUCGAUCUGUCGAGUCAUGCAGAGGCAACGUCCGCGAUUCGUCUUCAUGCGUGGAGCUCGAGUUUUGGUGUCGACUCGAUGACAUCCAACUUGGUGCAACGAACACCUGCAAUUCACGACGGUGCCAUGACGGCAAGUCCAAGGUAUUCGUUGUGGUGGGAGGAGCGCGCGUGGAGGAAUCGUUUGUCGAGCCGACAUGGACGUCCGCCAUGCCUGGAAGAGCAAGUUGGUCGACGCGUUGAUCGAGUGGCAAAAAAAAAACACCAUGUCAGCAUAACGACGACGGCGCUGACGUGGUGGCACGAAACGAGUACGUCGCGGCCGUCCUUCAUGCUCGGCAUGCGACGGGCUCUGCCUGGGGCGGACUGCGGCGAUUGUACCUAUCACGUGCAGCAAACGCAGGGCACACGCGGAGCACGUCAAGGGUGUCGUUCCGAUUCGUUGGACGGGAUCGCGCCAAGGGCAAAAGCAUCGGUGGCACGUGGCGAAUACGAUGCUGCUUGACACGUACACAAGCGAUCAUACUGCGAUGACCCAACCAACGGAACGACGACUUGAGGU